AUGUGGCCCCUAGUUGCUGCCUUCCUUUGCCUGACCGUGGCCUUGUCCGGAGGAAUCUCCCGGGACUACCCCAAGAUUCUCAAUGGUACUAAUGGAACCAACGGUUUUCUCCCGGGUGGCUACACCUGCCUCCCCCACUCUCAGCCAUGGCAGGCAGCUCUACUUGUCCAUGGACGGCUUCUCUGUGGAGGUGUUCUGGUUCACCCCAAAUGGAUACUCACAGCAGCUCACUGCAGGAAAGACGGGUACACAGUUCACCUAGGCAAGCAUGCCCUGGGGCGUGUGGAGAACGGCGAGCAGGCAAUGGAGGUGGUCCGCUCUAUCCCCCAUCCUGAAUACCAGGUCAGCCCCACCCACUUGAACCACGACCAUGAUAUCAUGCUUCUGGAGCUGAAGUCCCCAGUCCAGCUCAGCAGCCACAUCCGUGCUCUGCCACUCUCCCCGGACGACUGCCUGCCCACUGGUACCUGCUGUCGCGUUUCUGGAUGGGGCACCACCACCAGCCCCCAGGUGAAUUACCCUAAAACCCUGCAGUGUGCCAACAUUGAACUGCGCUCAGAUGAGGAGUGCCGACAGGUGUAUCCCGGAAAGAUCACAGCCAACAUGCUUUGUGCUGGUACCAAAGAAGGCGGGAAGGACUCUUGUGAGGGUGAUUCAGGGGGCCCACUGGUUUGCAACGGCAAACUCUAUGGCAUCAUCUCAUGGGGAGAUUUUCCAUGUGGGCAGCCCAACCGACCUGGUGUCUACACACGAGUCUCAAAAUAUCUGCGUUGGAUCUGGGAGACAAUUAGAAACACUCCGAAGCAGAGACAGACAAGGGGCAGACAAUAA
Molecule: messenger RNA, 831 nt
Organism: Arvicola amphibius (Eurasian water vole)
Lineage: Eukaryota; Metazoa; Chordata; Mammalia; Rodentia; Cricetidae
Gene: Klk13
Product: kallikrein related peptidase 13
Exons: 5
Coding region: 1-831 (276 amino acids)
Biological process (GO): proteolysis
Molecular function (GO): serine-type endopeptidase activity
Source: RefSeq, a predicted model, not a curated record